Messenger RNA from Calliphora vicina (urban bluebottle blowfly), 3627 nucleotides. It is a transcript of the gene gro, whose product is annotated as groucho. The transcript is spliced from 15 exons. The coding region runs from base 948 to 3158 and encodes 736 amino acids. Lineage: Eukaryota; Metazoa; Arthropoda; Insecta; Diptera; Calliphoridae. Gene Ontology annotation, cellular component: transcription regulator complex; nucleus. Gene Ontology annotation, molecular function: protein binding; transcription corepressor activity. Gene Ontology annotation, biological process: negative regulation of canonical Wnt signaling pathway; regulation of DNA-templated transcription. The record is from RefSeq and is a predicted model, not a curated record.
UCAGCGUCAUAUUCGGCGUUGGCCAGGAAAAAUUUCAGUCGUUUUUUUGGAGAAAAUAAUUUUUGCUUAUAGUUUUUAAACGUGUUUAAAUAUUUAAUCAUGGAAAAGUGGAGAGUUUUCCAAGUAAUUAUGUAUAGUUACAAUGAAUGUUUUAAAAAUAUUAAAUGAAAUAUUCGUAAAUAAGUUUUGAAAAUUUCGCAAAAAUACGCAUGUGAAAAAAUUAGCUAUAAUAUCCGCCAUUGUGAAGUUGAACAACGAAGUAGAAAAAAAUAUCAAGAAGAACGAAGAAGAAGACGACGACAAAAAAGGCUGGCAGAAAAUAGAAGAAGCUUGGUUGGUGAUUGCGCACACGCGAAAAAUUGUGCAAAAUAAUAAAAAUUCAAUAAAACGUGAAAAAACUACUUAAUUUUUGUGAAAAAUAUGCAAAAUAAAACGUUGAAGUGAUAAAUAAUAUAAAUUCAGUGAAAUUUUUUGAAAAUCUGUGAAAUUAGUGCAUCAAAAACACGCGAGGAAAAUAACUGACAAUAAAAAGUGGGCAGGCAGCAGAACAGCAGUAGCAGAAUCGAAGCACCAUCACUAUACAUUAAAUAAAAAAGACAAGACAGAGGAGUCCCCCUGGUUAGAAAGAGGUGAAGAAGAGUAACGACAUCGACAUCUCAACUUACGACGUCUACUGCAGUAAAACGAUAACCGACCUACGUUGUCGUCGUUAACGUCUUUUGAAGAAUAAAACGAAGGAACAGGAGAAGAAGAAUCGCUUUACGGAUAUUGUUUCUUGACUCGGGAGGUGGAGAUCGUCGAACGUAACAUCUCUAUUGCCCCCAUAAACUCCCUCAUCCAUAGUCGGCAUCAUCUGUCUCUGCACAACGUUUCUCCUUCAACAAUAGUUUACUACAAAAAGAGACCCUCGCCAUUGUUUUACAAUUUAGUUCUUCAUAAACAAAAAAAUGUAUCCUGCACCGGUGCGGCACCCUUCGGCGGGGGGUCCACCACCACAGGGUCCUUUAAAGUUUACCAUAGUUGACACAUUGGAACGCAUUAAGGAGGAGUUUAACUUUUUGCAGGCUCAGUAUCACACAUUGAAACUUGAGUGCGAAAAAUUGGCAAAUGAAAAAACUGAAAUGCAACGUCAUUAUGUCAUGUAUUAUGAAAUGUCGUAUGGCUUGAACGUAGAAAUGCACAAACAGACGGAAAUUGCCAAACGUUUAAAUACUUUAAUCAAUCAAUUGCUGCCCUUUUUACAAGCUGAUCACCAACAACAAGUACUACAGGCUGUAGAACGUGCGAAACAGGUUACAAUGCAGGAUUUAAAUCUUAUUAUAGGGCAGCAACAUCAGCAAGGAAUGCAACAACUUAUUCAACAAAUACAUGUGCAGCAGGUACCAGGAGGUCCUCCACAACCAAUGGGUGCAUUGGGACCACUUGGCGGCCCAUUUGGCGCUUUAGGAGCUUCGAUGGGUUUACCACAUGGACCUCAAGGUUUACUUAAAGCACCCCCAGAACAUCAUAGACCUGAUAUAAAACCUGCAGGUCUGGAGGGUCCAGCCAGUGCCGAGGAAAGAUUGCGCAAUUCGGUUUCUCCAGCCGAUCGUGAAAAAUACCGAACGCGAUCACCUCUUGAUAUCGAAAAUGACUCUAAACGUCCCAAACAGGAAAAAUUGGAGGAUGAAGGAGAGAAAAGCGAUCAAGAUUUAGUCGUAGAUGUUGCAAAUGAAAUGGAAUCGCAUUCUCCACGUCCUAAUGGAGAGCACUUGUCUAUGGAAGGGCGUGAUCGAGAGAGUCUUAAUGGUGAACGAUUAGAUAAACCAGGCAGCAGUGGUGUCAAACCACCGACAGACAGGCCACCAUCACGUUCAGGCUCUAGUUCAUCACGGUCAACACCCAGCCUUAAAACAAAAGAUAUGGAAAAACCAGGAACUCCGGGUGCUAAAGCUCGCACUCCUACUCCAAAUGCAGCGCCACCAGCUCAGGGCGUUAAUCCCAAACAGAUGAUGCCACAAGGUGGUCCACCACCGGCUGGAUAUCCAGCUUCACCGUAUCAGCGUCCAGCUGAUCCUUACCAGAGACCACCCUCCGAUCCGGCUUAUGGUAGACCACCACCUCUACCCUAUGAUCCGCACGCGCACGUUCGAACCAAUGGCAUUCCACAUCCGACUGCGUUAACCGGUGGAAAGCCUGCGUACUCCUUCCAUAUGAAUGGUGAAGGAAGUCUACAGCCCGUUCCCUUUCCUCCUGAUGCCCUAGUGGGUGUAGGCAUACCGAGACAUGCCCGUCAGAUCAACACUUUAUCACAUGGCGAAGUUGUUUGCGCAGUCACUAUAUCCAAUCCCACAAAAUACGUUUAUACAGGAGGUAAAGGUUGUGUUAAGGUGUGGGACAUUUCACAGCCGGCCAACAAAAGUCCCAUUAGCCAACUGGACUGUCUGCAACGCGACAAUUAUAUACGUUCAGUGAAACUGUUGCCCGACGGACGCACUUUAAUUGUUGGAGGAGAAGCAUCAAAUCUAUCGAUAUGGGAUUUGGCCAGCCCAACACCUCGUAUAAAAGCUGAAUUGACAUCCUCAGCACCCGCAUGCUAUGCUCUGGCUAUUAGUCCCGAUUCGAAGGUGUGCUUUUCAUGUUGUAGCGAUGGUAACAUUGCAGUCUGGGACUUGCACAACGAAAUUCUAGUGCGUCAAUUUCAAGGUCAUACAGAUGGUGCUUCUUGCAUCGACAUUAGUCCGGACGGUUCUCGUCUUUGGACUGGCGGUCUAGACAAUACCGUCCGAUCAUGGGAUCUACGCGAGGGUCGCCAACUACAGCAACAUGAUUUCAGUUCACAGAUAUUCUCAUUAGGAUAUUGCCCAACAGGCGAUUGGUUGGCUGUUGGUAUGGAAAAUUCCCAUGUCGAAGUUCUACACGCUUCUAAACCUGACAAAUACCAACUGCACUUGCACGAAAGUUGUGUGUUAUCAUUACGUUUUGCCACAUGUGGCAAAUGGUUUGUCUCCACCGGUAAAGACAACUUACUCAAUGCCUGGCGAACACCCUAUGGCGCAAGUAUAUUCCAGUCCAAGGAAACAUCAUCGGUACUUAGCUGCGACAUAUCAACAGACGACAAGUACAUUGUGACGGGUUCCGGAGACAAAAAAGCCACAGUUUACGAAGUUAUCUAUUAAUGGGUUUUCGUACAUCUAUAUAUAUAUACAUACGCAUACAUACAUAUAGUUUUCAUAAGAAUCAUGCAAAAAUAUUGGUGGUUUUCAAUUAAAAUUGCUCGUUUUGUAUUAAUUUGUAUUUGCUUCCUUUUCCUCCUUGUUUUUUCUUUUCAUUUUUGUUGUUGUCAAAUGACAACGUUUUUGUUGUUAAAUUUGGAAUUCUUAUGUGAAACGGAAAGUUAAAAUUACGACCGACAGCUAUAGAAUUAAAUUUGAAUAAUAAAAAUAAAACAUCAACAAAUCAAUCAUGGGAUAUGAAUAAUUAAUAAUAAAAUACAUCCUUUUAUAAAACACAUUUACACCACACACAUAAAAAAAGUAUAAGCAUCAACAUAACAAACAACAACAACAUCUUGAUUAUAUAUAGAUAUUCUUUCUUAGAUUUAAGUAUUUAAUAAGUCUUUAAUAAACCUAAAAAACAAAAAAAAAA